AUGGAUUGCAAGAGCUUCAUAGCAGGGAAUUUGGAUCCAGAGAGGAAAAGGAGUGGUGGGUUGAGAACAAAACAGGCAGGGCGUGGGUCUUGCAGAGGAAAUACAUACAAGAAUAUUCAUAUAUUCUGCUCUUCGUUGGUUCAAAUUGCUAUGGGGUACUUAUUCAAAGAGGCAUUGAAGACUCUUUGUGGAGUCAAUCAAUGGUCUUAUGCUGUUUUCUGGAAGAUUGGUUUACAAAACCCGAAGCUUUUAAUUUGGGAAGAAUGUUAUUAUGAACCUAUAUCAUGUUCUAGUCUACCCGGGAUUGAGAAUCCUGAAAUUUGUCUUGAAAAUUAUGAUGCUUCCUGGGCUUCAGCUGAAACUCGUAAUUUACAGCCCGGGGCUCAAGCAGGGAACAAAGUGCACAUGCUUGUGAACAGAAUGAUGAUGGACAAUUAUGUUAAUGUUGUUGGAGAAGGACUAAUCGGAAGGGCUGCAUUUACUGGAAAUCAUCAGUGGAUUCUUUCUGAGAGCUUUACUGGAGAAGCACAUCCAACAGAGGUUGUAAAAGAAGCGUGUCAACAAUUUUCAGCUGGAAUGCAGACAAUUGCAGUUGUUCCUGUUCUUCCCCAUGGUGUUGUUCAGCUUGGUUCACACUUGGCAAUAGUGGAAAAUGUGGAAUUUGUGAAUGAUGUGAAGAACUUGGUUCGUCAGCUGGGAUAUCUACCCGGUGUCUUGCUAUCCGACAACUAUGCGGCAAAACAUGACGGUUGCAACUACUUUGAAAAUCCCAGUCAGACUUCUAUGUUCGCUAGUCAAACAUCUUGGUCUUCAGUAAGCCAUCAGUCAAAUGUUGGAGAAUUUCAAGCAUCAAACUCAAUAAUGAGUCAUGUUAAGCCUGAUGAUGUCCACAAUGAAGCAAAAAUUGCUUCGUCAAUGAAUUUGAACUUUACUUCCACAAACCCGUUAGUGAAUGGAGGGACAAAAGCCGAAGUUAUUCCCUCAUGUUCGGAAAUAAGCCAACAGGCUUCUCUGUACAUCCCAACUUCGAGAUUAGAUGAACAUUCUAGCAGUACAUCUACAUUAAAUAGUGGCAGCUUAAGAUGGCCAGAACCACAAAUCUUACCAGAUGCUGGUGUGGAAGGCCAUUUUAGCUGCCCAAACGUUUCCAAUGGCAUUCUCACAUCUUCAUUGAGAACAAAAUCAGGCCAGUUUUCUAGUUCUCACGAAGAUUCUGGUGCUAUAGCUUACAUGGAUCCAACUUCAAGUGGGCUUCUGAAUGCUGAUUCGUCCAAAAUGGAGGCAUCUUUUUCUGAUUCUGUUGACAAUUUGACCAUGAAUCACUUGCUUUCAGAUAUCUCUGCAGUCAAGCAUCAGUCUUCGGAUAUAUUGAAAAAUUCCGCAUGUGAAGAUGGACAUGUCCAACCUCUAUCAGGAGACGACUUGUUUGACAUUUUGGGCAUUGAUUUUAAGAAUAAAUUACUUAAUAGUUGUUCGAGCAAUGGUUUGAACAAUGGAUCAGACUGGAACAAACAUAAUUCGGAUAAGAAUUAUUCUCCGUCCAUAAAAAGUGAGGACGCUGCUUCCGAAAUAUAUAUUAUUGGUCAAGGGAACUCGGAUAGUGGCAAUUCCUACGUGACUGACGGUGACCAUCUCUUAGAUGCCAUUGUCUCUGGGGUUCACUCUUAUACUAAGCACGGCUUAGACGACAAUGUUUCUUGUAAGACAAUGUUGUCAAAUACGACUUGCUCAUCUGCACCUGAUGUUUCACUUCCUUAUGGCCGGGUUGGGGCGUCAGAUCAAAUGAAGGGAGAGUUAUUUGGUGUUCCGAAAUAUUUGGCAAAAGCAGGAACAGUGAGUUCUUGCUCCUUUGUCUCUGGACCUUCCAAGAAUGACUUGGGAACCUAUUCCCAAAGAAGUUCUAUUUAUGAAUCACAAAUAAGUUCAUGGGUCAAAAAGUUUCAUGAUGUGAAGCAAACGAACAGUGUGUCUACCGGUUAUUCUAAGAAAUGUGAUGAAGUCAGCAAAGCAAAGCGGAAGAGGCUUAAACCAGGUGAAAAUCCAAGACCCCGGCCAAAAGAUCGCCAAAUGAUCCAAGACCGUGUCAAGGAAUUGAGGGAAAUCGUGCCAAAUGGGUCAAAGUGUAGCAUUGAUUCUCUUCUGGAGCGCACUAUCAAGCAUAUGACAUUCAUGCAAAGUGUCACAAAGCAUGCAGAUAAGCUAAAACAAACAGGAGAAUCGAAGAUUAUUAGCAAGGAUGGUGGUGUGCUUUUAAAAGAUGACUUUAAAGGUGGAGCAACAUGGGCUUAUGAAGUUGGUUCAACAUCUAUGGUCUGCCCCAUCAUAGUCGAGGAUCUGAACCAGCCCCAACAAAUGCUUGUGGAGAUGCUUUGUGAAGAACAGGGUUUGUUUUUAGAAAUAGCUGAUGUAAUUAGAGGGCUCGGGUUAACCAUUUUGAAGGGGCUUAUGGAAAGUUGCAAGGACAAGAUCUGGGCACGCUUUGUUGUUGAGGCAAACAGGGACGUGACGAGGAUGGAAAUUUUUAUCUCGCUCGUUCGACUCCUGGAGAAAACUGCAAAAAGUGGUGACAUUGCACCUUUCAAUGACAGUAGCAACGACAUCAUGAUGGUUCAUCAAUUUCAGGAAGCAGCCUCUAUUCCUGCAACUGGUAGAUCCCAUGGUUAG
Messenger RNA from Fraxinus pennsylvanica, 2664 nucleotides. NCBI's taxonomy places the organism in Eukaryota, Viridiplantae, Streptophyta, Magnoliopsida, Lamiales, Oleaceae. The record is from the annotation of a GenBank genome assembly.